Messenger RNA from Adineta steineri, 1611 nucleotides. The record is from the annotation of a GenBank genome assembly. Lineage: Eukaryota; Metazoa; Rotifera; Eurotatoria; Adinetida; Adinetidae.
AUGCAUCGAACACAAGAACAACAACUGUUGUCUUCAGAGUUAUUACCAUCAAAUAGUAUGGAAUACAUUGAUGAUGAUGAACAGAACAAUAAUCUUCAACAACAAUCAAUUAAACAGGAAAUACAACCAUUAAAGUGUUCAAAUCCUAUUGUGAAUCGUCAAUCUCUGUUACCAGCUUAUCCAACAUUUGAUCGAUUUGGACCUAUCAAUCGAGAUCAUUUACUUUUAUCUAAUAUUUCUUCUCGAAACUUAACAAAAGAGCAACGACAACGUCGUACUUAUCAUCCAUUUCAUCAACCAUUUACUCUAACUGAUGAAGGUAAUGAUAUUAGUGUUCGAUCACCUUUCUUGGAAGUAUAUGAUGAUUUAUAUGGAAAUUUAACUAAACGUUUUCAAAUUGAUAAUGCCAUUCUUAGUUACAAUUAUGAACGUCUUCGUACUUGUAUGAAUAUUAUGGUACAAGAACGAAUUCGAUACGGUUUACUAGCAUCGGAUACUAUUGGUAUGAAAGAAUUACGAAUGGUUGAAUAUCCAUUAGCAAUGGAAUUUUAUCUACAAAUUGAUGAUGAAUUGUUUUUUAUGAAAACAUGUUCUUUUCGUAAUGCUAAGCCAUCAUUAUACAAUCAUCAUGGUAUCUUCUCUAUCCAUGAACCAAAAGCGCUCUAUGGUCUAAAACCAUGUGAACAAGUUACAUGUCGAUUUUGUUUUCCCAUCACUGAUAUUCUUAUUCGUGGUCGACAAAAUCAACCAGUUGUUCAAUUUUCAUCAGCACAGAAACAUCGUUUUGUCAAUGGAUAUGAAUCUAUUCUCAAUUGUCCAGUGACUUGUAUUACCAAAAAUAUACUCUAUGCAUUGACAUGUCCUUGUGGUCAAUAUGAUUAUAUUGGAUAUACAUCAUUAACAUUGGAUGAACAACUUAAAUAUCAUCGUGAACAUGGUAAUCGAAUUAUGCAUGAAUUUAUUCUUGGUUCAGAAAAUAGUAGUCGUAUGCGACAACAAACUAAAUCACAAGAAGAAUUAAUAGCUGAUAAUAUGUUACUUUAUAAACAUUCAGCUCGGUGUUCAUAUGCUAUGCAAAUGUUUCUGGAUUGUAAUCCGCAAUACUGGUGUUUUGUACCAAUGUCAACAAUGGAAGCACAAACACAAAAUCUUACAUCUGAUUUGUCAAGUGUUUGUACAGCUUUUGAUCGUUCAUUAACUUUUCCAUCGAAUAUUCAUUCAUGUCAUGAUCAAGAAGCUGGUGCAUACAUGACUGAUUUACCUCCAUUACCUUCAGAAAAUCAUACAUUUUCGGUACAUCAACGUUCAAAACAAAUACAAUUAUUAAAAGAUAAACGUGAAUGUCUUAAACCUAAUUUGCAUCUUGAUCUUUACAAUGCUACAAUUAUUGCCUUGAUGCCAGAGGGAUAUACAGAAUUAUUUUAUCGAUUAAUCGAAGCAUUAUUUAUUACACAUGCUCAAACAAAAUUAAAUACAUUGGGUCAUUUAGAUGGUAUGAUUGUUGAAAAUAACAAUUGUAAUGAUAUAAAUGCACGCACAGUGAAUGAUCGUCGUGGUAACUGGUGUCAAAAUCUUGUUCGUCGACCUUCCACGUUGCUAUUUGAUCAAUGA